This is a messenger RNA of Polychytrium aggregatum, 1860 nucleotides long. RefSeq lists its product as uncharacterized. NCBI's taxonomy places the organism in Eukaryota, Fungi, Chytridiomycota, Chytridiomycetes, Polychytriales. The transcript is spliced from 7 exons. The record is from RefSeq and is a predicted model, not a curated record. Bases 1 to 1860 code for a protein of 619 amino acids.
AUGGCUCACGUGAUCCGUUGGCGCGCUCUGUUCCUGGCGCGUCGUUCCCACCGAGCUCCUUCGCCUGGCCGACCCUCGCCUCUGCCUGGCGAUACGCUCGAGUCAGCCGAGCAGAGCGACAGCAUCGAUCGCCGGCGAGCAGCGCAGAACAGAGAUACGAAUACUUGCACCAGUCAACAAAGUCCAGGAACACCCCGGCGCGACAGCACCACGACAUCAAUGCGCGAAAUGCACGCUCCGACUUCCACUUCCGAUCUGUGCUGGUUCGCAUCGCUUCUCGAUCGCGAAGUGCCGUUCCAGCACGAAGACGUGGCCGAUGGCUUUGCGUUAGUGCAGCUCUUGUCCAUGAUAGCACCGUCACAUGUCGACUUGUCGUGGUACGCCACUGACGAAGCGCUGCAAAUGGUCGACUUGACCCCGUACAACUACCGGAACCUGCAGCAGGGACUGCAAAGCUGCAGCUUUCUCUUCACCGAGCAGCAACAGCACAUCCUGGCCCGGCUUGUGUCAGGGACGGACAGCCUGCCGUCUGCCGAGGCUGCCUUGCAGAUACUCUCGGUGCUGCGGUCGGUCUAUGAGCAAGAGCAUCGAGCGCCAUCAGCAAGACUGCGCUCGGCUGCUCCAACCUCGCCCGAAGGAGUUCUCCCGGCCGACGACCAAACGGAGGCAGUGGCCUACGAGCCUUCUGAGAGCACUUUCAAGCCAUAUCUGCGAUGGAUGCUCCUGUUUCUGACAUCGCAUGCCAGCGCGGUCCAACUCGAACAGCUCAGAAUCGCUGAAUGUCUCGCCCAAAUUGAUUGUAACGUGCGAGAAAUCGCUCCCGGCCCACUCAUUGAUCUGCUCUGCAGUGGCCGAUUGUAUCAACUGCUCUCGGACUAUAUCUUUCCUCAAGGGCUCCCGACGCCCUCUCGUUCCGGCACGGAUACGUCGCGCUCCAUGGAGGCUGUCGACAUGCUGAUGGAGCGCGGCUUCCUCUCCUUCAAGAAGAAUGUCCGUGACUCGAUCAAAGAAAUGAUCAUGGACAAGUCGCCCUUCUAUGAGGUUUGUGAUAUGACCCACGUUGGGCUUGGCAGAGACGCUAUCGUGCAGUUCGGGGUUGAGACGAUACACCAAAAGAUCAUUGACGCGUUCAUGUCAGCCGACGCUCAGGCCAGGAUAGAUGUUGCGCAGAUUGUCAGCCAUGUCCAGUCGCCGAUUCAUUUCCAGACCGGGCCGCUCAAGUUUUCUCCAUUCGAUCUCGAGGAUGGACUGCUGUUGUGGUUCAACCAUGUGCAAGCCGAGGCGAGAAGCCGGACGGAUGGCGCCCCUCCUGCAUACCGUGCGGCUGUGCUAUCGUGCGAUGAGAGCGACGAUCUGUACCAUGCCUUCAACCACUGGAAGUCCUGGUUGAUGUUUUGUGGAUUUUAUUGCGGCCCAUCAUCGAUCCACAAGCACAUUAUGAACUUGGACGAAUGCGGAGCAGACUCAGAGCAAGCGUUUGAUUGCAUCUAUAGUAUGCUCGAGUCCGAAGGCUUUCCAACCCCUGCAUUCCGAGCCUCUGAGGCAGCCAUGUUCUUUGGCGACGACAGCAUCUCAGCAUCAUCUCUUGCCUCCUGCAAGGCCUUGUUACUGGCGUUUCUCUGCGAGCUAUUGGCGUUUGUGUCGCAACCCGCCUGCAAAAUAUCAGAGGACGAAAGGUGCUCUGCUUCACAUAUUCAUAAUCUCAUCGAAUUGCAGUGGAGUGUCAGAAUCAAGAGAGAGACCGCAAGCUCAAGAUCCAACCGCUCAGAACAAAGUUUGCAACAAUAUCAGCUUUGGCUCCUCACUCUCGGGGUCGCAGAUCGGCAUCUCAUCAAACCAGGCUCUGACAGGGUCGCGUGA